Messenger RNA from Anneissia japonica, 7154 nucleotides. Its product is annotated as galanin receptor type 1-like. Gene Ontology annotation, cellular component: membrane. Lineage: Eukaryota; Metazoa; Echinodermata; Crinoidea; Comatulida; Comatulidae. Gene Ontology annotation, molecular function: G protein-coupled receptor activity. Gene Ontology annotation, biological process: G protein-coupled receptor signaling pathway. The transcript is spliced from 3 exons. The record is from RefSeq and is a predicted model, not a curated record. Bases 1000 to 2127 code for a protein of 375 amino acids.
AAUAAUGAUCAAAUCCCAUGUGAUAAAGCAGAUGGUAUUAAACGCUUAGCGGAUACCACAACGUUCCAUACAAAAUCCACAUGUUCCAGCGUCUACGGUGAACACAAAUUUGCAGAGCAUUUGAUAUACAUCAGUGCAAUUGGAAUUUAAACGGUAUCAUCUCAAGAGAAAGAGAACGAGAGAUAAAGUACAAAAAUAUUACAAAAUAUUUCAAGAAAAUGCGAACCAAGUGAAGAGAUAACUUUUUCCCGUUGGAAAUUUUAUAUAAUUGAUGUAUACGGUACUACUCAGCGUUAGCUGGCCAAUCAAGCAAAAGAAUAUCUCGAACAAGCUGACUUUUAAUGAAUUAAAUCGGUUGUGAAUUAUCAAUAUAUCAAAAUCAAGAUUACGUGGCAUUUGCGUCUGACGGAAUCUACCUGUUGUACGCCAUAAACCAGUAGUUAUAGACAAGUGUCAAUUCAUCAGCGUAGUAUCUCACUAUCGCUGUUCUACUGUGACAUCCAUUGGUGUUGAGUCGAAAUACGGCAGCGCAAAAUAUUAAGUAUUCAUCUGCGGCUUCUUCUUUAAACGAGUGACGUUUGAUCAGUGCCUUCAUUGACGUGUUCCAUACGUUUGCUGACAAAGUUUUUACCUGAAACUGUUAACCAGAGUAUUUCUCCAACGGAUUUACUCAACUUAGUUACAUGUUGCAUUGCCAACCAGGUGUUGAACGGAGAAUCUUCAGUUUUAACUAGCUCUAUCAAACAGUGUUAAAUCGCUAGCCAUUUUCCACCUUACCUGGUAUCAUUAUAGCCCUGUGGCCUUUAUUAUUACUUUAUUUAGCAUUACAUCAGAUGGUGUUAGGCAUCAUAAGUAUAAAAUCCAGUUCAUCAUUGGUAAGACAUCGACGCGUAUAGUAGUCUCUGUGUGCAUGGCAAAUGAAAUAAUAUAACGCUGCACUUGUCAUAAUUAACAUUGGCAUAAUUAGCAGUGUAACGUUUGCUGUGAACUAGACGAACCAUGGACACCGACAAUCUAGUGUCAACCACAAUGCUGGCUUCUACAAACGAUUCGCUCUACUCUUUUGAGAUGAGUGAAACAUCACCCGCCUACACGUUAGUGUUCUUUCUAGUGUUACUAAUAAUCUUCGGAAUUCCGGGAAAUGUGUUGGUCCUAUAUGUUGUUGUGAGAAACGGUGCCAUGAAAACGGUUACGAAUCUGUACCUGGUAAACCUUUCCAUCGCCGAUCUGAUAUUCCUUUCGCUGGUUGUACCUAGUCAAAUCAUGCUACUAUUGGACCAUCCGAUGACUAGUUACUUGUGCAAAGUGUACCAGUACAUCGUGCGCGUCACAUUAGCUGCAAGCAUUUUGACACUGGUUUCAAUGGCGGCCGAUCGGUUUUAUGGUGUCAUGUAUCCGAUGAAGUGCCGGUUACAUAGAACAUUAAGGUCGUCUAUUGUCAUCCUGGCGUUUAUUUGGUUCAUAGCUUUCACUACCCAACUUCCAGUUGCCAUCUACGUAACGGCAAUGAAUUUAGGAGAUGGUUGGAGCAUUUGCUUUGAAUUGUGGCCCGGUGCUAAUGCGAAGGCUAUAUACAACAUCACUUUCUUCGUGUUCUUUUACGUUGCCCCCCUUUUAGUCAUCGGCGGCUGUUACGGGCGAAUGGCAAAACUUUUGUGGCACAGUUUUAGUCCGCAAUACGGCGAAACGGAAGUUGUUCGCACGCAGAUGUUCAUGCGGCGAAAGAUAGCAGUAAUGAUUCUCGUGGUGGUAAUCUGCUUUGCGGCGUGCUGGUUCAUAUUCCAUUUUAACGAGGUGUUUGUCUUGACAUUCGGAUACUUAUCAGACUUAACGAUUUUGCAAAAAAAUAGGUUAUCACAUGCGGGACGCUUUCUUGGUGCUAUGAAUAGCGCCCUCAACCCAUUUCUGUACGCUUUCCUCAGUGCUAACUUCAGACGCUGUUUCUAUCGUGUAUUCCCCUGUAUAUCAAAGUUAAAUAUAGGAUCCGGGAGUUUCAUUCAGAAAGAUCCAGAUGAGAAAACGUUAUACACACGAAGAAGUACCGUUGGAAGGUCUAGCAGAACGCGUUUAACGAGCGUGAGAAGCGUUCGCAAUGAAUCAGGAAACCCAAAGCCUCAGCCAAUUUAAGUGCCAUAAGCCUAUGUUGCUGCAUUAUUUAAAGCAUAGAUACAUAAGGGCCUAAAACAAGUUACCGUACAUGAUAACGAUAAAAAAAGGCCGUCAAUUGAUAUACCAUACCGGGGUGAUCUGAUUAUUGGUAGAAAUGUAUGCGUCUUUUAACUCUAUAAAUUUAUAUUAGGCCUGUAUUGCAAACUAUGCUAUGCCUAUUCGACCAUAUUCCGUUUUAAAAUAUCAUAAAGAUUGUAUGUUUUUAUCAGAAAUACCUUGACAUACCAUAUAAGUUUAUUAGUUAUAUUUUACUACUCAUGUAUUAAUUUUCCAUAAUAUAUAAGCUCUGUUUUCACUGUUAAGUUUUAUCACCAAACGAAACUUUACGGAAACGAUAAGUGUUCAGCCAAUUUAUUCAUACUAUCUUAUGUUGAACCUAGUGGCGCAUGAUUACCGUGGCAACAUGUUUUCAUCGUUUCUGUAAAGGUUGCGAGUUUGCCAUUGCAAAAGAUGCCUUCAACAAGUAGGCCUACUGGAUUUUAAAAAAUGGAAACAUUUUUAUGAAUCUGUGUUUAGAAAAUGUAUAUUAUCGUCAACCUUUAAAGCCAGCUAAUAACGCGAUUCCAGGAAGAACGAAAAGCGAGAGAGAGGCACGGUGGAACAAGGCAUUUCGUGAAAACUAAAAGAAAAAAAAACUGUAAACUGUAGAGAAAUUCCCGAAUUCUUCCGGCAUGAAAUGAGGUGGCCUAUUACGGUACUGCUGAAACAUUGAUAUAGGCCUACUAACCUACCGUACAUAGCAGAGUCAUCAUGGCCACCAUUCACGGCACUCUGGUAAAGGUAAAGGCUUCGAACCUUUUUAUUAAAUUGCUAAGUUCACUUUUUUAAUGCCACUCAUCUUCUCGGUUCCAUGAUUUCCAAGUAGGUUUAUAGCCAUGUACUGUCACUCUAAAUGAAAAAUAGAAUCACUAUCCAACAUAAAGGUACGUGGCGUAGCAAGAGGGUUUGCGCAAGACACAUUUUCUAGGAAUUACCGGUAAUUGAUUCUCACCAUGCCAUAGGUAUGGGUACCUUGUAAAAUAAUGAAUUUAUCGGUGAGCAAAUUUCUGCAAUGGGACUAGAAUAUGGAAUGUAUAUGGAAUGGUUUGUACAUACAUUUCUAUGAUGAAUCAAAUGGAUAGUGACCUUUUAUGUGUAGACGUGGUUAUAUUAUGUAUAUUUUAUAUAUUCUAUUAAAUCCUUGUGUAGUUUCGCUGCUAAGAAAUAAUAAUUCUAAGAAAAAAACAAAAACACUAAAACACAAAAAAUUGUAAGCCUAAAUUCCAUCGACAUCUGACGUCACAACAUUCAUCCAUCAUUCAUUAGGACGUUGGCGUAGGAUUGCUUUUUUUCACGGAUAUUGCCAGAAUAGGAAAUAAACAAAACCGCUUGUUUCUGGGUUUUCCUGAUUUUCCUAUCAAUCGUUCAAUCAAUUAAUCAUUUAACAAAUGAAUAUAUGAUCAUCUUUUAUUUCAGAAUUAAUAUUAAUAUCAUAAAUAAGCAAGCUUAACUUAAACAUAUAAUUAUACAUACGCCUUUUAAUGAUCAUACAAGACUUUUAUAAGAUAAUAUAUAGGCGUAGCUAUAUGAUGCAUUAGACGGGGCUCGCAAUGCCUGGUUACGAAAUGUUCGCAGCAAGUUUUGAGAAGUCCAGUCACGAAAUGUCUGCCGCUCUCAUUGUACGGAUGAUGAACGGGAAUCUAAUCGUCACUCGGUAAUCACAUAAUGCCAAUGAUAGAUGAUGUGUCAGAACCUCAUGUGACGGACCUUGGAAAAAGUUGACAUUAAAAAAGUUGAUGGACGGCUGACCAGUAAGAAUUAUAUUAGACGGAGUAGGUGGUUUUCGCCGCACGACGUUAACCUUAACUUUAACGUUAGUACCCAACAUGCAACGCGAUAACUCCGCCCCUUUUGUAAACAAAUCGAAAUACGCAUGCGCAAACCCGUACUGUAACUAACGUCCGUCGAGCAACGCAAGAUGAAUAUAUUAUGACGUCAUCCAUUAAGGUUAAGGUUAACGUCGUGCAGCGAAAACUCCCUAUUAACACCCGACAUUACGUAAACAUUAAUCGACAGACAGUUCGCCUAAAGAUAUCUUGCCGUUCGAAUGAACUCUUGAGAUCGACAAUACAGUACAGAUAAAAAAUACGCGACAAUGCUUGUCUGACACGACAGAGAAAAAGAUGAACGAUUGACGAUUAGGGCAGGAACACACUGACAACGAAGUAACGUACCUAAAGCCUAUCGUGUUUUCAGUGCAAUCGUUCUACCGCGUAGCAUCACCGAAGCUGUUGGUGAAGCGUGUAGUGUAGCGACUGUAUGGAAAACAUGAGUUUAUCUUACAGUACGUGGUCACAACUACAUAGAUGGACAAAGCGUCUCUCGGAAAUCUGACGGCCUUCAACACUCCAACAAGCAAGCAAGAACCUCCCGGAAAAUAAUUCCCAUCUCCCGCAAAUUCAUUACACAGGACAGGAUAAUAACGGACUGUAUGUGUAUGAAUUUUUACAACUUCAUUAUCAAUUGUCUCGGUGUUUGGGGCCGAUGGGUAUCUCAUGCGCAGCAAAAAAUAAAAUUCAUAUGUGUUAAGAAAGCUCCUUUAAUCAGAUAUACUUGAAGGGAUGUCUCCCAACAUGAGACCAUUGAAUAAAACAUUAAUGGACUAAAUUCAAAAUAUUGACGGACACUUCACUACAUCAGAAUCAGAUUAAGGCAUCAUGACUUGGUUAAAAUGUUGGCAUGCCAAUGUUAUAGGAUGACUUUAGUCUGGACUUGAUAAAAAUAUACUGACGUCACAGAAUGAUGUAGAAUGGAACAUGCGGUGGGCGAGGACUUGAUUGUUUAAACCCCAGAGUAUUGGAUGCGGACUGAAGUCACAGAUACAUUACGAAUGACGGUCAUAAACAUCCCCACUUGAAAAAAUAGUCCUACCGACGUUACACUCUUGAAUAGACAAUAUAUAGACAGAUGUCCAGGGACAUAGAUAGACAGAAGACAAAUGAGAAUUAGAUUAAGUCACAUUGCGAUAUAAGUUGUCAUUCCUGAUAUGCAGAAUCGCAAAUGAACUGUCAUCACAAAUAGAACAGAUAUGCUUAGAUAGAUGAGUGACGAGUAACUAUCAGACUAAAUCAUUCCGAUGCAAAAUUAUGACGUGUGGCAAUCGGAUUACGUCUCUAGACAAUAAACCUUACUGACCCAUAAGUUAGACCGAUAGAACAUGGGCAGUUAGUCUGACCAUGGAGAAAAUAAUUAUAUUAAUAUAUUUUCUCCAUGGCAUAAGAUGUAAAAAUGAUUGCGCCCUCAAUGAAACCAGCGUACAACCAUCCAGGCAAAAAUAAUAAAUUUAUUUAUUUAUUAUUAAAAUUGAAGGGCAUUUUGGUGACCUAUAUCGAUUGUUUUUUUAAAUAUAAGUUAUCUGCAUCGACAAUUAUGUUUUUCAUAGCAUUGAAAUACAGUAAUUAAUAAUUCACACCAGUAUUGAGAUGCGUGUGUAGGUUGGGAGACUAGGGGAGGGUGACAAAAUGGAAAUGCAACUGUAUAUAGGUUACGGUACAUGAUAUUAAUUUAAUCCUGUGCCUUGAUUAUUUUUAUGCGGCUACAAAAUUGCUUUGAUUGUAAGUAGGUCAUGUUGAAUGUGUUCAUGUUAAAGUUGAUAUUGUAGUAUGAAACCGCACAUUUAUACUCAACGGACGCAACUCCGUAAUUGAAGUACAUAUCGGUAGUUGAAUGCAAUUUUCAUUACAAUCUAUUCAUAGACUAUUGAAUGCUCGUAGUGUUGUAUCACCUUGUUUAUUACCGAUUAUAUCGCUGAACAGUGCCAGGUCAAACAACAGUAAAGCUUCAUGCUUUUUAAGCAUGGAUUGCAUUAUUAUUCUUAUAAUAUUAUUACUAUAUUACCGCGUUUAUUAGCACUGAUCUUUUUGUAAAUUUAAAAGGAUUUUCCAAAGGCCAUUUUCUUAAACAGUUAAUCGUUCAUACGAUACGAUAAAAUAUACAUUUUAUUUUUUUUUAUUAUCAAAAUAAGCUUUUGCUAUUUGAGAUGUGUUUAGUAUUGUUCGUGAUAUAAUGGAAAAUAUUAUAUAAGAACAAUACAAAAUUAUUCACGGGAUAUUAACAAAUGUAUGUAUUAUUAUCAUAUUGUUAAUUAACCUAUAGUUGUGAUUGAGUUGUGUAUGUUACAAAUCAAAAAGAGUGUUUUGACCAUUGUAAUUUUUAAUUAAAAGCUAAUGAUUUAUUGAAACAAUUCAAUACAAUUUAAAAAUUUAAAUAAUGAAUAAUAUUUGUUGUAAGAUUUUUAUUUCAUCACAGAUGGUAUAUAGUUACAUAUUAAAUAUAACGUCAUCUGGGCCUACCCUAGAACACCAAAAUCAUUAUUAUGCCUAGGCCUAUAGUUCACGUUUUAUAUAUGAAUUUCGUUUUUUUGGGGUUUUUUACAUUGAGUCCAUUUGAAGUUGACGGUUUAUCUGGCUCAUCUCAAUCUUAUUUUUUUUAAUAUCCGCCCUUUCAUAAUCUUUAUUAAUUUUGCCACGACGAUCAUCCAACCCUGCAACCUAUUUGUUUUAAUUUUAGUUCAAUAACUAAAUCUUGAGUUCAAACGGUCGUAUAUUUUACCUGUAUAAAAUUAAUACGUCAACCACCUUUGAACUACACUGUACAGUCGUUUAUACACAAAAACGCUGAAAUACGGUAUUAUUUUUAAUAUCAUUAUUAUUAUUAUUAUUAUUAUUAGACCUAUUAUAUUUUAUUUCUAUAUUAUUAUUAUCAGGUCAGUUAUUUAUAUUGUAGGACUAUUGUAGCAUGAUAAUUAUCAUUUAAUUUGACCUAUAAUAAUUAUUAUUGUAUAGGCCUAUUUUUAUUAAUUCUCUCCUUUUUUUUUAAAUAAAUGACAUAUACUGAUAUUGUACUUUAAAACUUGUAUAUUUGCGAUGUUAAAUGUUUUCUCAAUUGCACAGUGAUAAUAGAAUGAUUCCUCAGAAUAAAAGAUCGUAUGCGUGGCGGCUGUGUAA